This is a messenger RNA of Osmerus eperlanus (European smelt), 4461 nucleotides long. It is a transcript of the gene kcnh1b, whose product is annotated as potassium voltage-gated channel, subfamily H (eag-related), member 1b. Gene Ontology annotation, molecular function: delayed rectifier potassium channel activity. The transcript is spliced from 11 exons. The record is from RefSeq and is a predicted model, not a curated record. Lineage: Eukaryota; Metazoa; Chordata; Actinopteri; Osmeriformes; Osmeridae. Gene Ontology annotation, cellular component: plasma membrane. The coding region runs from base 422 to 3295 and encodes 957 amino acids. Gene Ontology annotation, biological process: potassium ion transmembrane transport; regulation of membrane potential.
CGGGAAUCAAGUGUGCAGUUUUUGCAAACCGAUCACAGUGGACAGUAAUAGUUACAGGCUAAGUAGCCUACUCAUAUCUCAUUAGUGUACAUCCCUCAGUCGCCACCAGAUGGAUGCUGAAACUAGCCGUGGGAACAUAGCGAGGGAAGGGAGGGUACGAGGUACCCAUGAUGACCAAGGAUGCGAGGCGAGACACUCAGGUGAUACUGGCUAAGCAUAAUUCCCACCUUCAAUAGGGGGAGCAUCGUCACGAAAUGAGCCUUGGGCGACGUGAAGUGAGAGAUUCGUCUCUCAUAUCCAAGUCGAAAGAAGACCAUGAAAGCAGCAGUCAAGAGCUCUGAAAAGAGGUAUCGUCCAGUGGAUACUUCUGGAAUUCUCAUACUCUAAACGUUGUCUGGCCGGCGUUGAAUGACGAGUCGGGAUGGCAGGUGGACGGCGAGGACUUGUGGCCCCUCAAAACACUUUUCUCGAAAAUAUUGUUAGACGGUCUAACGAUACAAACUUUGUUCUUGGUAAUGCCCAGAUUGUGGACUGGCCCAUUGUGUACAGCAACGAUGGCUUCUGUAAGCUGUCUGGAUACCAUCGUGCCGAGGUUAUGCAGAAGAGUAGCACCUGCAGUUUCAUGUAUGGGGAGCUCACAGACAAAGACACCAGUGAGAAGGUGCGACAGACCUUCGAGAAUUAUGAGAUGAACUCCUUUGAAAUUCUAAUGUAUAAGAAGAAUCGUAUGCCCGUGUGGUUUUUUGUCAAGAUCGCUCCAAUAAGGAACGAGCAAGACAAAGUGGUUUUGUUCCUGUGCACCUUCAGCGACAUCACUGCGUUUAAGCAGCCCAUUGAGGAUGACUCCUCCAAAGGGUGGGGUAAAUUUGCUCGCCUGACACGAGCGUUGACGAGCAGCAGAGGAGUGCUGCAGCAGCUGGCGCCAACGGUCCACAAGGGCGAGAAUGUCCACAAGCACUCUCGACUGGCUGAGGUACUACAGCUGGGCUCAGACAUCCUUCCUCAGUACAAGCAGGAAACCCCAAAGACCCCUCCCCACAUCAUCCUCCACUACUGCCUCUUCAAGACCACAUGGGACUGGGUCAUCCUCAUACUGACCUUCUACACCGCCAUCAUGGUGCCCUACAACGUUUCCUUCAAGACCAAGCAGAACAAUGUUACGUGGCUGGUGGUGGACAGCAUCGUGGACGUCAUCUUUCUCGUUGACAUCGUGCUCAACUUCCAUACAACGUUCGUGGGCCCGGCGGGAGAAGUCAUCUCUGACCCAAAGCUGAUCCGUAUGAACUAUGUCAAAACGUGGUUCGUAAUCGACUUGCUCUCCUGCCUGCCUUAUGACGUCAUCAAUGCCUUUGAGAAUGUUGAUGAGGGUAUCAGCAGUCUCUUCAGCUCCCUCAAAGUGGUCCGACUGCUGCGGCUGGGCCGCGUGGCUCGCAAGCUGGAUCACUACAUCGAGUACGGGGCCGCUGUCCUGGUCCUGCUGGUUUGCGUGUUCGGCCUGGCGGCCCACUGGCUGGCCUGCAUCUGGUACAGCAUCGGAGACUACGAGGUCAUCGACGAGGACACCAACAGCGUGCGGGUGGAUAGCUGGCUCUACCAGUUGGGGGAGUCUGCGGGGACGCCGUAUCGCUUCAACGCCACGGGCUUGGGGAGGUGGGAGGGCGGGCCCAGCAAGGACUCGGUGUACAUAACGUCCCUCUACUUCACAAUGACCAGCUUGACGAGUAUCGGUUUUGGGAACAUCGCUCCUACCACAGAUGGAGAGAAGAUCUUCGCUGUGGCGAUGAUGAUGAUUGGAUCACUCUUGUAUGCCACUAUUUUUGGUAACGUCACCACCAUCUUCCAGCAGAUGUACGCCAACACGAACCGUUAUCACGAGAUGCUCAACAGUGUCCGUGACUUCCUUAAACUCUACCAGGUGCCCAAGGGCCUCAGUGAACGAGUCAUGGACUACAUAGUCUCCACUUGGUCCAUGUCCAGAGGCAUAGAUACUGAUAAGGUGCUGCAAAUCUGUCCCAAGGACAUGCGAGCGGAUAUUUGCGUCCACCUCAACAGAAAGGUAUUUAAAGAGCACCCAGCCUUCCGGCUGGCCAGCGAUGGGUGCCUCAGGGCUCUGGCCAUGGAGUUCCAGACGAUCCACAGCGCCCCAGGAGACCUGAUUUACCAUGCUGGUGAAAGUGUAGACAGCCUUUGCUUCGUGGUUUCUGGGUCUUUGGAGGUCAUCCAAGAUGACGAGGUGGUGGCCAUUUUAGGAAAGGGGGAUGUGUUUGGGGAUAUAUUCUGGAAAGAGGUGACCCUUGCCCAGGCAUGUGCCAACGUGAGGGCGUUGACCUACUGUGACCUGCACAUCAUCAAACGCGAUGCCCUGCAGAAAGUGCUGGAGUUCUACACAGCCUUCUCAAACCACUUCUCUCGCAACCUGCUGCUGACCUAUAACCUUAGGAAGAGGAUUGUUUUCCGAAAGAUCAGUGAUGUAAAACGCGAAGAAGAGGAGAUGCUCAAGAGGAAGAAUGAGGCCCCACUAAACUUACCCCCGGACCACCCAGUUCGUCGCCUGUUCCAGCGAUUCCGGCAACAAAAAGAGGCUCGUCUGGCUGCUGAGAGGGCCAGCCAAGGGGAAUCUGAUGUGGAGAAAGGUACCAUCAUUCUGGAACAAACAAGGGUACCGGAAGUUUUGGCCUCAACUAGCAUAAUCAUGGUGACAGAAAGCCCUGCCACUCCAACAGCCUCUUCCACAUCUGCAUCCACUUCCUCAAGGACCUCUAGCAGAGUCAUCCUUCAUGCCCCUGCCAUCCAGAAUGGCAAUCUUGUCGGUUGCAAGUCUGCUGAGCCGCCAAAGGCUAAAGGCUGGGGGCGUUUCAAGGAAUCUGUUGUAAAAGCGGAAUCGUGGAGCAGUGUUUCCAAAGCAGAGUCAAUGGAGACACUACCAGAUAGGACUAAGUCCCAUGAUGAGAUGUCCCUCAAGAAAACGGACUCUUGUGACAGUGGCAUCACUAAGAGUGACCUGCGUCUGGACAAUGUGGGCGAUGCCCGUACACCACAGGAGAGAAGCCCUGUACAGUCGGAAGCAAAGCAAGUCUUUUGUCCAAUACCUGAACAAACCAUGCAUGCCUCUUUCUUGGAGCUCAAGCAGGAACUUAGGGGAGAUAUUCGAUCUCUAAAUGGCCGGAUGGCUACACUUGAAACCCAGUUGGCCGAAAUGCUUCGAUUGCUCAAAUCAAGAAAGAGUUCUGGUUCCUUUUUUGAAAUAUCUAGACCAGCAUCACCUGAUUCAGAUAAAUAUGACAGCUUCUCGUAAUAUGCAUGUAAAUGCAUGUAAUAUGCAUGUAUUAUCAGUCCAUGGAACUUGGAACAAGUAAAUGUAUCUAGACAUUUGGCCAUUGUGUCACAUGUUGCACAUUGGUGUGAGAAAAGGAAGAAAAUGUGCAUUGUUUUGCAGAUACAGUAAAUUCAAUGAUGCUUUGUGUAGUUAUGAUCACAUUUCUUAUGAUCACUAGCUGGAAAUGCACAUGUUGAGAUCUGCACUUUGAGGUACAUUUACAAUUCUAUGGGUCUCCUUUUUAAAAGGUUAAAAUAAUACUAUAUAAAAUGGUUACAUUUACAUGUUUUCAUUCAUUUUGUUAGAAUGACUAACAUUAUGUAAUUAUAUUUCUCAUUUAUCAGCAAUAAAAAUCAAUUACAUAUAAUUGAUUUUAUUUCAACCGUUGAGUUAAAUGAGGUAAAGUAAAGACUUUUAACUGUAAGGCCUGUCCUGUAUAUUAAUAUUAAUGUUACCCUAUUCAAGUGGGAAGCCCUAUUCUAAAGUGGUAAUGCCAAUACAUGAAUCCGUUUUCCUUCUUGGUAAAUACAUUAUGUUGGACAUUGUUCACUUUUUUAAUACAAAGGUUUGGAAAUCACUUCGUCAAAGGUCAAGCAGGAAAUUCCUGUGGAUAGAAUCUGGUAUAAAAAAAAAGUGUAUAAAAAAAAGUGUAAUUUACAUUUCCGCGUUAAGUGAAGUUGGGCUGUGUGGCUGUUUACAAUCCUUGUAAGGACUCGCAUUACCCUUGUGUUUUUAGAUUGACCCUUGCCUUCAGAACUGGGUUGCAGACGUUUUUUACCAUGCUUUCUACAUUGCAGAGUGAGAAAGCCCAGGAAUGGGGUUAAGUUGGUUACAUUGAAAUUGAAUCAAAGUACAUUUGAAAUCCAUCUAUGAUAUGAAAGGACAGGCUGAAGAAAAACAUAUUUUAUAUAUGUAUAUUUCAACUGUAUUGGUGGUAAACCUAAACAAUGUUUUCAUGUGAUACCAAAAAUACACAGCUAUAUCAAAGUGUCCAGCUUUAAACUGGUUUAGGUACAGUAUGUUGGUUUUGUUUUGUUAUACUUUUCUCAAUCUCAAAUCACUAACGUUCGUAUGUUUGAUAUUAUAGUAAAAGCAACCUUUGCACAAAACAUUUGUAUCAUAAAAAGAUUUGCUUGUUAUUUGCA